This is a messenger RNA of Miscanthus lutarioriparius, 1323 nucleotides long. The record is from the annotation of a GenBank genome assembly. Lineage: Eukaryota; Viridiplantae; Streptophyta; Magnoliopsida; Poales; Poaceae.
AUGGAUCCCGAGCCAUUUGUGCGGCUCUCAGUCGGGCAGCUCGGUCUGAAGCUCCCCGGCGGGAACGCCAGCAAGGCAGCCGGCCGGCUAUGCGACUGCGAGAUUCGGCUGGGCGGAUUCCCGGUGCAGACCGCUCCUGUGCCGCUGAUCCACUCCCCGGCGUUCAACCUCGACCCGUUCACCAACGCUGCGGUCUUCUCCCUCGACGAGUCCGACCUCAGGGCGCUGGCGGUGCCGGGGUGCUUCCGGGCCCCGCGGACGUCGUGCCUCGAGGUAGCGGUGUACUACCUGGCCCGCUUCGGCGCUUCUUCUCGCUGCGUCGUCGUCGCCGCCUGCAAGAGGAAGCGGCUGGUCGGCGUGUUCAGGGUGGAGCUCGCGUCGUCGGAGUGGCGGGACGGCAAGCCCGUGCUGCUGCACCAUGGGUGGACGGGCAUCGGCAAGGGGGAGCCCAGGCCGGAGCUCCACCUCAGGGUGAAGCUGGAGGCCGACCCCCGCUACAUCUUCCAGUUUGACGACGACAUCGCGCUCAACCCGCAGGUGGUCCAGCUCCAUGGCAGCAUCCGGCAGCCCGUGUUCAGCUGCAAGUUCAUCCGCGACAGGCGGCCGUCUCAGAGUGACUCGUUGGGCGGCGGGCAGUACUGGUCGAGCUCCAGCAGCGAGGAGAAGGACAUGGAGAUGGUGAGGCGGGAGAGGAAGGGCUGGAAGGUGGCGAUCCACGACCUGUCCGGCUCGGCUGUCGCCGCGGCGUUCAUGGCCACCCCGUUCGUGCCGGCGCCGGGCGGGGACACGGUGGCGCGGUCCAACCCGGGCGCCUGGCUCAUCGUGCGCGCCGACACCACGGGGUCCUCGGACAGCUGGCAGCCGUGGGGCCGGCUGGAGGCGUGGCGCGACGCUGCGGCGGCGGCGGCGAGCAGCGGCAAGGACACGGUGCGCCUGCGGCUGCACCUGCUGCCGGACCGCCACGACGACUGCGUGCUCGUGUCGGAGGCGCCCCUGAGCAGCGACAAGGGCGGGGAGUUCUUCAUCGACAUGGACAGGCAGGCGCCCUCCGCCACGGCCGCGGAGCACUGCGCGGCGAGCCUGGGCGCCGCGUGCGCCGGCGGAGGGUUCGUCAUGAGCUGCAGGGUGGAAGGGGAGGCGAGGAGCAGCAGGCCGUUCGUGCAACUCGCCAUGCGCCACGUCACGUGCAUCGAGGACGCCGCCAUGUUCGUCGCGCUCGCCGCGGCCGUCGACCUCAGCGUCAAGGCGUGCCGCCCGUUCCGGAGGAAGCCGAACAAGAAGUCUGGCUCGCCGUCGCCCGACCUUCUCGAGCUCGACACGUAG